Suillus subalutaceus is the source of this 303-nucleotide messenger RNA. RefSeq lists its product as uncharacterized. Lineage: Eukaryota; Fungi; Basidiomycota; Agaricomycetes; Boletales; Suillaceae. The annotation marks the transcript as partial. The record is from RefSeq and is a predicted model, not a curated record. The transcript has a single exon.
UUCAAACAAAGAUACCACAAUGCCAAUCCCGUCAUACUCCUCACCAUGCUCAUUGCCUUAAUAUUGAAUGUCUUCGGACACAUUACUCAUCCAUGGUGCAAUGCAGUCCUCGGCCUUUUGAAUCUCCUCCUCGAGACUACACUCAGAAAGUUGACCUGUCCCACCAUCCCCUCCGACAUCCGUACCGUCUGUAAAAAAUUUGACUUGGACCCAAUUACUCGAGUAUUUGCCACUUGUACCAGAUGUUCCUGCACAUACCCACCCUCGCCUGCAAGAAAAAAAUCACCAUACCCCAAACGCUGA